Molecule: messenger RNA, 648 nt
Organism: Glycine soja
Lineage: Eukaryota; Viridiplantae; Streptophyta; Magnoliopsida; Fabales; Fabaceae
Exons: 2
Coding region: 1-648 (215 amino acids)
Source: RefSeq, a predicted model, not a curated record
AUGAGCAGCCUCAAGGAUGAUGCCAAUUUUAAAUUUCAUCCCAACUGUGCAGGUAUUCAGCUAUCUCAUUUGGCUUUUGCAAAUGAUAUUAUGCUUCUAUCUAGAGGAGACAUCCCUUAUGUGUCAACUAUGUUUGCCAAACUUCAGCACUUCUGUAGGAUUUCAGGGCUUUCCAUCAGCUCUGAUAAAUCUGCCAUAUACUCAGCCAGUAUUAGGCCUCAUGAGCUUUCUCAUAUUCAGCAGCUUACUGGAUUUAGCUUGGGUGACUUCCCUUUUAGAUACUUGGGUGUUCCCCUUUUAUCAUCUAGAUUAAAUGUAUGUCACUUUGCUCCCUUGCUUUCCAAGAUUACUGACUUGAUUCAGGGAUGGAGCAGGAAGUCUUUAUCUUAUGCAGGUAAGCUAGAGUUGAUCAGAGCAGUUAUUCAAGGAAUUAUGAAUUUCUGGAUGGGGAUUUUUCCUUUGCCUCAAUUUGUUCUGGACCGGAUCAACGCUUCAUGCCGUAAUUUUCUAUGGGGCAAAGCGGAUAUUGGCAAAAACAAGCCCUUAGUUGCUUGGUGUGAGACACACUACUUUGGAAUACCAAUGGUUCCAAACGAUGACAACAAUUCUAUUGGCAACAAUGCCUCCAAGUCAAUCCUAGACUUGUGA